CAUCAAGAGUUCCUGCUUGAAUUCGAAAAGGGGAAGUUCCCAAAAAUAUAUUGACCGAUGUCGGAAGACUGCAAGUGGGCAAGAGGUGAAAAGAGAAUGAGAGCAUAACUCCAAGGUCUAGCUGUGAAAGAGAGGUUUCAGUUACUUCUGUGAGUUGUGGCUUUGAGAUCAUAUCCAUUUUACAAUGUUGCCCCAUGCUACACUGCUCUCCAUCUGGAUAGGGCUGGCCUCUGCUACAGUCAUCUGCCCGGAUGGGCUUGAGUGCCCAGAAAAGAACACGUGCUGUCUGACCGAAGGAGGAUAUGGAUGUUGCAUCUAUCCCUCCGCUGUCUGUUGCUCUGACCAGGUGCACUGUUGCCCAGCUGGCUACCACUGCAGUGAAGCAGUUCAGUCUUGUGUGAAAGACAGCCUGCCAUGGCUCAGACUGCCGUGGCAUAAAAACAUGCCUGCUAAGGAACCAGAGAUGACUCUCUUCAAGCACUUGACUCCCGAUUUUGAGACAAACGCCAGUCAGGAGAAGCCUUCAGACGUGUCUGUGGUGUGGUGUGAUAGCUAUUAUCAAUGCCAGGAUGGUGCAACGUGCUGCAGAUACGUAUAUGGAUCCUGGUUUUGCUGUGUGUUCACAUCAGGUCACUGCUGUAGGGAUGGCAUUCACUGCUGUCCGGCUGGCACCUACUGUGACGCCACCUCUACCCACUGUCUGCGGGGGCAUUCACGCAUAGCUGCCACUCCCCAGUUGCCUGCCCUCAGAUCGGAUAGAGCUCAGCAGGACCCGUGUUGUCUGAGCGAGGCAGGCUGUUGCCAGGUGGGAUUCCACUGUGACCGACAGCUGAGGGCUUGUGUGAGAGACUUUGCUGCUCCUGUACCCUGGGUCACACGGGAGCUGACCCCUGGAGAUGACAGGGUGGCCCUCAGCGGGGUCAUCCGCUGUGACGGACGUUUCUACUGCCCCGCCGGCUUCUCCUGCUGCACGUCACCCGAGGGGAAAUGGGGUUGCUGCCAGUACCCACUGGGCCAGUGCUGUCUGGAUGGUAAGCACUGCUGUGAGUACAAGUGGAAGUGUAACAAGAACUCUACAGACUGUGUGAGGGGAGACACCAGCAUCCCUUCAUCUGCCAUGAGGGAGAUACUGCUACUGUGAUGCAGCAACACUGCUAUGGGUCUCAUGUGCAGAGAACUUCACAUCAGUGGGAUUCAUCUAUUGGUGCUCAGGAUGUAGCCUACACACUGCAAUCUGUCAUUAUUAUUCUCCCUAAUGUAGUCUGACACUCUUUCAAUUGUGCACUGUUACAUUUAAUUAUUGUAUUGUUUUUAUUUGUAUGUUGCUUUGGACAAAUCCCAUAACCGUAACCAUAAACAUACACUCAUACAAUAAUGAAAUCAAAGAUACCAAUUUUUCAAUCAUUUUGGAGUGGUAUUUACACUUGAAAAUAAAUAAAAAGUUAUGUUAAACCUGGUAA
Sardina pilchardus (European sardine) is the source of this 1460-nucleotide messenger RNA. RefSeq names its product progranulin-like. The transcript is spliced from 7 exons. The record is from RefSeq and is a predicted model, not a curated record. Bases 185 to 1141 code for a protein of 318 amino acids. Lineage: Eukaryota; Metazoa; Chordata; Actinopteri; Clupeiformes; Clupeidae. Gene Ontology annotation, cellular component: extracellular region.